Molecule: messenger RNA, 2708 nt
Organism: Alexandromys fortis (reed vole)
Lineage: Eukaryota; Metazoa; Chordata; Mammalia; Rodentia; Cricetidae
Gene: Gucy1a2
Product: guanylate cyclase 1 soluble subunit alpha 2
Exons: 8
Coding region: 365-2563 (732 amino acids)
Biological process (GO): response to oxygen levels; cGMP biosynthetic process
Cellular component (GO): guanylate cyclase complex, soluble
Molecular function (GO): heme binding; guanylate cyclase activity
Source: RefSeq, a predicted model, not a curated record
GAGCCGCUGCACCCGAAUCCCCGCUGCACCGGAGAGGGAAUGAUGUGCACAGGCGGCCUCUGAGGCUGCGCCACUAGAGCAGCAGCUGCAGAGGCGACGGCAGUCCCUGAGUCCCUAGCUUGUCCUUCGGCGCCACCGCCGGGAGGGACCAGCGAGGAGCCGCGGUGACCCAAGUUCCCGCCAUGAGCAGCUGGCUGGCAGGAUUCAGCAGCGCUGGGGACUCCCGUCUGGGCUAGCGCACCGCCCAGCGUCCCGGACGCACCUGACGCUGCCAUCGCCAAUCCUGCUACCUCCACCGCCACCGCUGCGUCUCCGCCGCCACCUCUGUCACCGCCGCUUCGUCUGCAGCAGCAUCUCCAGCAGCAUGUCGCGCAGGAAGAUCUCAUCCGAGUCCUUUAGCUCUCUGGGCUCUGACUAUCUGGAGACUAGCCCCGAGGAGGAAGGGGAGUGCCCCCUGUCCAGGCUCUGCUGGAAUGACAGCAGGAGCCCGCCAGGGCCACCGGGAUCCAGAUCUGCUGCCAAGACUGCCACCCCAGCUCCCGCUGCCUCCUCCGCUGCCGCCGCGGCCGCUGCUGCUGCGGCCGCCGGGUCCAAGAGGGCGCAGCGACGCCGGAGGGUAAACCUGGACUCCCUAGGCGAGAGCAUCAGCCUCCUGACAGCGCCCUCGCCUCAAACUAUACAGCUGACUCUGAAGAGGACAUUGCAGUAUUAUGAACAUCAAGUUAUUGGUUAUAGGGAUGCAGAAAAGAAUUUCCACAAUAUCUCUAACAGAUGCUCCCAUGCAGACCAUUUCAACAAAGAGGAACUUGAAGAUGUCUCGGAAAUUCUCCAGUGUACUGCUAAUGUACUCGGUCUGAAGUUCCAGGAAAUUCAAGAAAGAUUUGGUGAGGAAUUCUUUAAGAUAUGCUUUGAUGAAAAUGAGAGAGUCCUUCGAGCUGUAGGUGGCACAUUGCAGGACUUCUUCAAUGGUUUUGAUGCAUUGUUGGAGCACAUUAGGACUUCUUUUGGGAAAAAGGCCACUCUGGAGUCAUCAUCAUUCCUAUGCAAAGAGCUCCCUGAAGGUGCUCUUAUGCUACACUACUUCCAUCCUCAUCAUACUGUGGGGUUUGCAAUGCUGGGAAUGAUUAAGGCUGCAGGAAAGAGAAUCUAUCACUUGAAUGUAGAAGUGGAACAAAUUGAAAAUGAAAAGUUUUACUCUGAAGGCUCAAACCCAAGCAAUUGUAGUUGUCUUUCUUUCCUUAUCAAAGAAUGUGAAACUAUUCACAUCACAAAGAACAUUCCACAGGGUACUUCUCAAGUUCCUGCAGACCUCAGAAUCAGCAUCAGCACCUUCUGCAGAGCUUUUCCAUUCCACUUGAUGUUUGACCCCAGCAUGGCAGUUCUUCAGCUUGGGGAAGGCCUGCGAAAGCAGCUUCGAUGUGACACUCACAAAGUGCUGAAGUUUCAGGAUUGUUUUGAGAUCGUCUCUCCAAAGGUUAAUGCCACCUUUGAAAGGGUCUUGCUGCGACUCUCUACCCCAUUUGUAAUAAGGACCAAGCCUGAAGCUUCUGGUACUGAGAAUAAAGACAAGGUGAUGGAUAUCAAAGGACAAAUGAUCCAUGUCCCAGAAUCAAAUGCCAUUUUGUUUUUGGGCUCUCCAUGUGUGGACAAGUUGGAUGAACUCAUGGGCCGAGGACUACAUCUCUCAGACAUUCCUAUUCAUGAUGCUACCCGAGAUGUCAUUUUAGUAGGAGAGCAAGCAAAGGCCCAGGAUGGCUUGAAGAAGAGGAUGGAUAAAUUAAAGGCCACCUUAGAAAGAACUCACCAGGCCCUGGAAGAAGAGAAGAAGAAGACAGUGGAUCUGCUGUACUCCAUUUUUCCUGGUGACGUAGCCCAGCAAUUGUGGCAAGGACAGCAAGUGCAGGCCAGAAAGUUUGAUGAUGUCACCAUGCUUUUCUCAGACAUUGUGGGUUUCACAGCCAUAUGUGCUCAGUGUACUCCCAUGCAGGUGAUCAGCAUGCUCAAUGAACUUUACACCAGAUUUGAUCACCAGUGUGGAUUUUUGGAUAUUUACAAGGUGGAAACAAUAGGGGAUGCAUACUGUGUUGCAGCAGGGCUGCAUAGAAAAAGCCUAUGCCAUGCCAAACCCAUUGCUCUGAUGGCCUUAAAGAUGAUGGAACUUUCAGAAGAGGUUCUGACUCCCGAUGGAAGACCCAUUCAGAUGCGGAUAGGCAUUCAUUCAGGCUCUGUGCUAGCUGGUGUAGUUGGGGUGAGAAUGCCACGAUAUUGUCUUUUUGGAAAUAAUGUCACAUUGGCAAGCAAAUUUGAAUCGGGAAGUCAUCCUCGGCGUAUCAACGUCAGCCCAACUACCUAUCAACUAUUAAAGCGAGAAGACAGUUUCAUAUUUAUUCCUCGUUCCCGUGAAGAACUUCCAGACAACUUUCCAAAGGAAAUCCCCGGGGUCUGCUAUUUCCUGGAGGUAAGGACCGGUCCAAAGCCGCCAAAGCCUUCUCUGUCUUCAACAAGAGUAAAAAAGGUUUCCUACAAUAUUGGCACGAUGUUUCUCCGGGAGACAAGCCUCUGAGACCUGCUGUGGAUCAAAGACUCCUCCAAAAAAAGCACAAGCCCAGAACAUGGGUCCCAAUGAGGGGUGGAAGACAUUGCUUCUCUUCCAAUGCUCUGUAAGAACAUGUAGUAGAGUUUCUGUGUCAAUGUCAUGCAAUAAUCCU